Messenger RNA from Parastagonospora nodorum SN15, 1008 nucleotides. RefSeq lists its product as hypothetical. Lineage: Eukaryota; Fungi; Ascomycota; Dothideomycetes; Pleosporales; Phaeosphaeriaceae. Gene Ontology annotation, biological process: regulation of transcription by RNA polymerase II; positive regulation of DNA-templated transcription, elongation. The record is from RefSeq and is a predicted model, not a curated record. The transcript has 2 exons. Bases 1 to 1008 code for a protein of 335 amino acids. Gene Ontology annotation, cellular component: cyclin/CDK positive transcription elongation factor complex; nucleus. Gene Ontology annotation, molecular function: cyclin-dependent protein serine/threonine kinase activator activity.
AUGGUGUCCACAGUCAACCCAUCCGUCCCGCGACGCGAACUCCCACGGCCACCGCCGCCAGCUGUUGUGGAAGCUGAGCAGCAAUGGGUCUUCACAGAGGAUGAGCUGUUGCAAGCGCCGUCAAUAUUAGACGGCAUGCCGGCCGAGGAAGAGCGCACGCUGCGGCGCAAGGGCGUCAACUUCAUUCUGCAAGUCGGCAUGAUGCUCAAGCUUCCACAGACGACGCUCAGUACCGCUGCUGUCUUCUUCAACCGCUACUUGAUGCGCAGCAGUCUGAAGCCACGGCCGGGCUACAAGCCGCUUCACCACUAUCAAAUCGCAGCGACUGGCCUUUUCCUCGCUACCAAGGUCGAGGAGAACUGUCGCAAGAUGAAAGAGCUCGUUGUAGCCUGCGUUCGAGUCGCGCUGAAAGACCCCAACAAGCUCGUCGACGAGCAGACAAAAGACUUCUGGAAGUGGCGCGACACCAUUCUCUACAGCGAGGAUGUUCUGCUAGAGGCUUUGUGCUUCGAUCUGAACAUCGAGUCGCCCUACAAGACCAUGUACGACAUGCUCAAAUACUAUGGCGUGGAGCACAACAAGAAGCUACGAAACUCGGCAUGGGCGUUUCUCUCGGACUCAGCAUCCACGCAGAUGUGCCUACUUUUCACAUCGCGCACCAUCGCCGCGGCCUCAUUGUAUGCAGGCGCACGCAUGGCAGACGUGUCAUUCGACGAAGACGACGGCCAUCCAUGGUGGGAGAUACAGCACGUCAAGUUGCGCGACAUUAGGAGAGCGUGCAACCUGAUGGCCGAUCUUUACGAGAAAUCUCCAGACAAGGACGGCGAGUCUAACAUGUACGCCGGACUGAGAACGCCCGAAGGUGGCAUCGACUUUGGCGACACGCCAGGCAGCAUGGAAGGCGUGCAAAGCUCUGCGCCAGAGGUGCAAAGCCAGCCGCCAGCGAACGGAGCGGAGAAUGGAGGCGCGACCGAGAGAGGGUCGGAGGAGGGCGAGCUGGAUGGCUAG